AUGAACGGCCACUCUGCCAACGGUCAUGCCAAUGGCCGCGCUACUAACGGGCACGCUUCGCCUGUUAAGGACUCUGGCUUACUGCCAAAGUUCAUCGACGCUGUCCAUGAGCUCGAAUACUACCGGAACGGAAAACCCGUAAAGUUGGACGGACAUUCUUUGUCGAUUCCAGCAGUCGUGGCGGCAGCGAGGUUCAACUCGCCCGUGACGCUUGACUACAGCCCCGAGGUGCAAGACCGCGUCGCCAAGAGCCGAGACGUUAUAGUCGAAAAGGUAAACGGCCUCAAGAGCGUCUACGGUGUUAGCACCGGUUUCGGUGGCAGUGCUGAUACCCGAACGAGUAAUACGCUGGCGCUGGGCCAUGCCCUACUCCAGCAUCAGCACUCGGGCGUGCUCCCUUCGUCGACGAAGGCCAGCUCUGCGCUCCCUCUCUCCGACCCUCUCACGUCGACAAGCAUGCCUGAGGCUUGGGUGCGCGGAGCGAUCCUCAUCCGGAUUAACUCUCUUAUUCGGGGACACUCGGGCGUCCGGUGGGAGCUCAUCGAGAAGAUGGUCGACCUUCUCCGUGAGGAUAUCGUCCCGCUCGUUCCCCUCCGCGGCAGUAUUUCGGCUUCCGGGGAUCUUGCGCCACUGUCGUACAUCGCCGGGACUCUCACUGCGAAUCCCUCGAUCCGUGUAUUCGACGGCCCCCGCGCGUCCGGUCAGCGUGUCAUCAAAUCUUCUCGGGAUGCUCUCAGAGAGCACAAGAUCGAGCCCGUCGCGCUGCAGUCCAAGGAACAUCUCGGUAUCCUUAAUGGCACGGCGUUCUCUGCCUCGGUCGGCGCUCUUGCUUUGAGCGAAGCCGCGCAUCUUGCUCUCCUCGCGCAAGUCUGCACGGCGAUGGGCGUCGAAGCCCUCGCAGGCACCCGUGGCUCCUUCGACCCCUUCAUUCACGACGUUGCCCGUCCACAUCCCGGACAGGUCGAGUCGGCGCGCAUGAUCCACGAUCUCCUCGAAGGCAGCACAUUCGCUAUCACGGCUGAAGAAGAGGUCACGAUCUCCGAGGACAAGGGACACCUCCGGCAGGACAGGUAUCCCCUGCGGACUGCGCCUCAAUUCCUCGGCCCCCAAAUCGAAGACAUCCUGUCCGCUCUGGAGACGGUGACUCUGGAAUGCAACUCCACUACGGACAACCCCCUGGUUGAUGGUAACACCGGGACCGUGCACCACGGCGGCAACUUCCAGGCCAUGGCCGUCUCGAACGCGAUGGAGAAGACGCGGCUCGCGCUGCACCACAUCGGCAAGAUCCUCUUCGCGCAGUCCACGGAGCUCAUGAACCCGACGAUGAACCGCGGUCUGCCCCCGAACUUGGCCUCGACGGACCCGAGUUUGAACUACCACACGAAGGGUAUCGACAUCGCCACCGCGGCAUACGUCGGCGAACUUGGGUACCUUGCCAAUCCCGUGUCGACACACGUCCAAAGUGCCGAGAUGCACAACCAGGCGGUGAACUCGCUGGCUUUGAUCUCGGCCCGGGCGACUAUCAAUGCCUUGGAAGUGCUGUCCAUGUUGAUCUCCUCGUAUCUUUACUGCCUGUGCCAAGCACUUGACCUUCGUGCCAUGCAGGCUGAGUUCAUGGAAGGUGUUUCCAAGAUCGUCCGAGAGGAGCUGUCGACCGCUUUCGGAUCCUCGCUGGAAGGCUCGUCUCUAGAGGGGCUCUCGUCUCAAAUCUUCUCGGUCGUCGUCGACGCCUUCGAAGAAACGAGCUCGAUGGACGCUGCGCCUCGCAUGCAGCACAUCGCCGCACAGACCACCACAGCCCUCUUCGACUUCCUGUCUUCCCCGGCACCCCAAGCACUUGCCUCCAUCCCAUCCUUCCGUGACAGCCUCGCUAAGCGGUCUACGGACCUGCUGAAGCAGCUGCGUCAGGACUACUUGUCUGGUACUCGGGGACCUGCCCCUGCAAUCCCCUACUUGAGCAGGACGCGACCGGUAUAUGAGUUCAUCAGGGUGAAGUUGGGUGUCCGGAUGCACGGCUCCGAGAACCUGCAUCUCUGGGAGAACGGCGCUGGCGUGGAGGAUGUUACUAUCGGACAAAACAUCAGUUCGAUCUACGAGGCCAUCCGGGACGGUCAGAUGCAGGAAGUGGUUGUGGGCCUCUUCAAUUAA
Gloeophyllum trabeum ATCC 11539 is the source of this 2148-nucleotide messenger RNA. Its product is annotated as phenylalanine ammonium lyase. Gene Ontology annotation, cellular component: cytoplasm. Gene Ontology annotation, molecular function: ammonia-lyase activity. Bases 1 to 2148 code for a protein of 715 amino acids. Lineage: Eukaryota; Fungi; Basidiomycota; Agaricomycetes; Gloeophyllales; Gloeophyllaceae. The transcript has 7 exons. The record is from RefSeq and is a predicted model, not a curated record. Gene Ontology annotation, biological process: L-phenylalanine catabolic process.